Sciurus carolinensis (gray squirrel) is the source of this 2258-nucleotide messenger RNA. Its product is annotated as major histocompatibility complex class I-related gene protein. Gene Ontology annotation, biological process: immune response. The transcript has 6 exons. Bases 112 to 1143 code for a protein of 343 amino acids. Gene Ontology annotation, cellular component: external side of plasma membrane. Lineage: Eukaryota; Metazoa; Chordata; Mammalia; Rodentia; Sciuridae. The record is from RefSeq and is a predicted model, not a curated record.
CCCAAUACAGCCUGGAGUUUAGGUUCUCUAAAGGAGACAGGAUCGACAGGGACCCAUCACUGUUUUGGUUAAAAGAAUCAAUCGGAAAGAAAAGGACUUUACUGGUGGCCGAUGGUGCUCCUGUUGCCUCUUAUCACUGUAUUCGUGGUGAGGCACAGUCAUGCCCGGACACACUCUCUGAGGUAUUUUCGCCUGGGCCUUUCGGAUCCUGGCCAUGGGGUUCCCGAGUUUAUCUCAGUUGGGUAUGUGGACUCACACCCCAUCACCACAUACGACAGUGUCACUCGGCAGAAGGAGCCGCGGGCCCCAUGGAUGGCAGAGAACCUGUCGCCUGAUCACUGGGAGAGGUACACCCAGCUGCUCAGGGGCUGGCAGCAGAUGUUCAAGGUGGAGCUGAGGCACCUGCAGAGGCACUACAAUCACUCAGGGCUUCACACUUACCAGAGAAUGAUUGGCUGUGAAUUGCUAGAGGAUGGAAGCACCACGGGAUUUCUCCAGUAUGCAUAUGACGGUCAGGAUUUCAUCAUCUUCAAUAAAGACACCCUCUCCUGGAUUGCUGUGGAUAAUGUGGCCCACAUCACCAAACGGGCAUGGGAGGCCAAUCCGCAUGAGUUACAAUAUCAAAAGAACUGGCUCGAAGAAGAAUGCAUUGCCUGGCUAAAGAGAUUCCUGGAGUAUGGCAAAGAUACCCUGCUAAGAACAGAGCCCCCACUGGUCAGAACAAGUCGCAAAGAAAUUUUUCCAGGGAUUACAACUCUCUUCUGCAGAGCUUAUGGAUUUUACCCUCCAGAAAUUUCCAUGAUAUGGAUGAAAAAUGGGGAAGAACUUAUCCAAGAAGUGGAUUAUGGAGACAUUCUUCCCAGCGGGGAUGGAACCUAUCAGACGUGGGUGUCAGUUGAACUGGAUCUUCAGAGCAGGGACAUUUACUCCUGCCAUGUUGAGCACUGUGGCCUCCAUGUGGUUCUUCAGGGCCCUCAGGAAUCGGAAUCCAUCCUUUUGGUGAUGAAAGCUGUCUUUGGGGCCAUUGUCCUCACCAUUGUUCUGACUGGAGUUGGCUUUCUGUUCUGGAGAAGAAGGUCCCAAGAGCAAAAUGGAGUCAUUUACAUUUCUACACAGAUCCAGGAUUGCAGUUCUCCCUCCUAGGAACCACAGCCUCCUCUGUUUCUCCUGCUCUCAAGUCCAGUGAUUGAGGCUCAUGACCACACCUGCAACAUGCCUGGGCAUUAUAGGUAGAAAGUAAUUAUGGUAGAUAGAUGGGAACCACUAACUUUUUUCUUUGUCUCUACAAGGACUGUCAGCAUUUGGUCUCUCUUUUCUUUUUCUUUUUUCCCUUUCUUUAUUUUUUUGGUGCUGGAGAUUGAACCCAGGGCCCUGUGCAUGUGAGGUAAACACUCUAUUGACUGAGCUAUAUUCCCAGCCUAGCAUUCAGUCUCUUUUGAUGGACUCCUUUAUCACAUGUGGUUUUAAGUACAGCUUCUCUCAUGAUAUCACACUUUCCUACAUCCCAUUUCUCAGUGAUGAUUCUCUGGGAUUGGAGAAUCUCAGAGCUGGAAGGAACCUUCACAUCCAGGAAAGGAAAUGUCUUUUACAAUGCCUUAGACUCCAGCAUCUACUCUCUGCCUAAACAGCAUGUGAAGGCACGUCAAUAUAUCACAAAAUGCCCUUUCUCAUCCAUCUUCCUUCAUGAGAGUACAUGUGCAAGAACAUUGAAUAUCAUGGGCACCUAGACUGUGACCUUAUGCAUUGGUUAAGACAACCUCAUGAGUGGCCACAAGUUUUAACAAUAGCCUGAUCAUUUUAUGCAUAUCCUGGCCUGAGAGAAAGCAAAAGUGCCCUGUUCUUCAUGGUCUCUCUGCCUGGUAGUUUGGAAUCUUGGAAAUAUGUCUGGUUGGAUCUAUGGCAGUAGCUUCACUCUUUCUGUCUUUUGAAAAUUAAAACCAAUACUCAUCAGACAUAUUGUCACCUCCUGUGGAACUACAGAGACUUAGACCUAACUGCAAUAUUGGAAUGCAAAAUGACAGUAUGCAUGUCUCAGAAGAAGGUUCAAUUCUUUUCUUUUUUUGCACAUUGGGGAUCAAACUUGGGACCUUGCACAUGCUAGGCAAGCACUCUACUACUGAGCUAUACUCUUAGCCCUAGAAAGUCCAAUUCUUAUUUCUGUCUCUCCUAUACUGGUUUAUUAUAGCUGGGCUUGACUUUCCUUCAUACAUGUGCUCAUUCUUUGUACAUAUGUGCUGGGAAUAAAGAGAAAUCCCUUU